AAGCAAAGGUUCCAGCCUCAAUACUAGCCAUUGGCACUGCAAAUCCAGUAAGCUGCUACUACCAAGAUGACUAUCCCGACUUCUUGUUCAAAGUCACCAAAAGCGAGCACGAGACGGGAUUAAAAGACAAGUUCAAACACAUAUGUAAUUUUUAAUUGUUGCAUGCAUCUAAUCAUAUACAGAUGGAGAUGCUGCAUGUAUAACUUUGUAUUUGACAGGUGAAAAGUCGAUGGUGAAGAAGCGUUAUCUGGGCAUCACCGAAGAGAGUCUGAAAGCCAACCCUAACAUAUGCUCCUACAAGGCUCCCUCACUCAAUGCACGUCAAGACUUGUUGGUUCACGAGGUCCCUAAACUCGGCAAAGAAGCGGCAUUGAAAGCCAUCAAAGAAUGGGGACAUCCCAUUUCAAGCCUCACCCACCUCAUCUUCUGCACAGCUUCCUGCGUCGACAUACCUGGUGCCGACUUUCAGCUCAUCAAGCUCCUCGGCCUCAAUCCAUCUAUCAACCGCGUCAUGAUCUACCUGCAAGGCUGCUUUGCUGGUGGGACGGUGCUACGGAUUGCCAAGGACAUAGCCGAGAACAAUGCCGGAGCUCGUGUUCUUAUCGUCUGCUCUGAGAUCACCACCAUGUUAUUUCAGCAACCUUGUGACAGUCACUUGGAUGUAUUGGUCGGACAGGCACUGUUUGGAGACGGUGCCGCGGCUUUGAUCGUUGGGGCUAAUCCGGACCCUGAAAGUGAAUGUCAACUUUUCAAUGUUAUGUCUGCUAGAGAGACUAUUAUCCCAAACUCGGAGCAUGCAGUUAUGGGACACUUGCGUGAGAUGGGAUUUGAGUAUUAUUUAUCAUCAGAAGUUCCAGGGUUGGUUGGUGCGAACAUAGAAGAGGUUUUGAGUAAAGGGAUUGAGGGCAUUGGGAUUAAUGGUGAUUGGAACUCAUUGUUCUAUAGUAUUCAUCCUGGGGGUCCUGCCAUUCUGGACAAAGUGGAAGAACAACUGGGUUUGAAGGAGGGGAAGCUGAGAGCAACAAGGCAUGUUCUGAGUGAGUUUGGGAAUAUGGGAGCUCCAUGUGUGUUUUUUAUUUUGGAUGAGAUGAGGAAGAAGUCAGUGGAGGAAGGAAAAGCCACAACUGGUGAAGGGUUGGAAUGGGGGGUGUUAAUUGGGAUCGGGCCAGGACUUACUGUGGAGACUGUUGUGCUCCGUAGUGCUCCGGCCACUGCUAUUUGA
Molecule: messenger RNA, 1222 nt
Organism: Fragaria vesca subsp. vesca
Lineage: Eukaryota; Viridiplantae; Streptophyta; Magnoliopsida; Rosales; Rosaceae
Product: chalcone synthase 2-like
Exons: 1
Coding region: 230-1222 (330 amino acids)
Biological process (GO): polyketide biosynthetic process
Molecular function (GO): acyltransferase activity, transferring groups other than amino-acyl groups
Source: RefSeq, a predicted model, not a curated record